Molecule: messenger RNA, 404 nt
Organism: Teleopsis dalmanni
Lineage: Eukaryota; Metazoa; Arthropoda; Insecta; Diptera; Diopsidae
Source: RefSeq, a predicted model, not a curated record
CAAUAUCUUCAAUCUCUGGAUAAAACGUCUCCUUGUGUAUCAGAUGUGCACACCAAUCAUAAAUUGUCAAAAAUAAAAAAAAUCUCACAAAGAUUAUGCUUUUUCUUGCACUAAAUCUUCUUGUAUAUUUUGUUCAAGUGCGAAUCACAAGCUCAAUGGCUGUGAACGGUUUAAAAGUUUAUCAACUGCACAACGUUUUGACACUGUAAAGCGAUUCACACUGUGCAUCAAUUGUUUAUCAAAAGGACAUCAACGUUCUAACUGCCCAUCAACUUAUAGAUGUAAGAUUUGUUCAGAUCAACAUCACACCUUGUUACAUCGUAGCAACACCAUCAAUGCUACAACACCUUUCAACUCAGUUCAUCCUACUCCACAGUCAUCAAUGGUGUCAGCUGUAGCUACUA